Molecule: messenger RNA, 2152 nt
Organism: Dacryopinax primogenitus
Lineage: Eukaryota; Fungi; Basidiomycota; Dacrymycetes; Dacrymycetales; Dacrymycetaceae
Exons: 1
Coding region: 796-1803 (335 amino acids)
Source: RefSeq, a predicted model, not a curated record
GGCGGAGUAGGAGUAGGAGUAGGGGUUGGGCAGGCUGCAGCUCCAGCUACAGGUACAGGCACAGCCCCAGGAACGGGGAUAACUAGACGUUUCUGGGGGAUGACAAACGGUUCCGAAUGGUCUCUAGGCGUCGCGAGCGGGAUAACAGGACCCGGGAGCUUGGGGGAGAUGCAAUCUACUCUGGAUGCUGAACGUGAGCGGGACCGGGACCGGGAGAGGGAGAGGUUUGGUGGGAGGGGGAGGGGGAGCGAGCCUGGGAGUCCGGUUGGGUUUGGACUCGAUUGGGCUGUUGAGGCUGCGCAAGUGCAAGUGCAAGUGCAGGGCCAGGGCCAGGGCCAAGCGCCGGGGCAGGGGCAGGGGCAGAUGGGCCAGCCAAUAGCCCCGGCGAGCCCGAGUCAUCCUCUGGAGGAAACAGCCCUCGCCACGGAGGGAACGGCAAAGAAACGGAAAGGCCUUGGAGGGAUCUGGAGACUGAUCCGAGGUUCUAACGGGAAGAAACAGAAACAGCGAGAUCCUGAGAAAUCUAACGACCUCGACCUCCCAAUCCCUGUGGACCUAGCUCUAGCUCAGGAAGAACUGGACCUGGAGCCCCUGCCCCCGCUCGCCCCGCCCCCUCCGCUCAGCUAUCUCGUCAACCGUCGGUCGGUCGAUCGAUCUCUUUCAAGGCCAAGCAGCAUCAGCGCUUCCCUCUCCCUUUCCCUCUCUUUACCAUCUUGUUCCAGCCCUCGGAGUCUCUCUUUCUCCGCUCCGGCACCUCUCGUACCAGGGGAAUACGCACCUAGUGCGAGCCUGAGCAUGGACCCUCCCCACCCUCACCCCCAGCCGCGGGGCAGCCCAACGCAGAGCAUGCGCAAACUUAGCUUGGAGAUCAAGCCCCCCCUGCUUGCUGCAGCGCUCGUUGCGAGCCCGAUAGCCGAGAGUCCUGAAGGGAUGACGGCGAGGGAUCUCCCGGGCUUGGGAAGCCCGAGUGAGAGUAAUACGGUUUUGCAUGCGCCUACUCCUGCUGCUGCUGCUGCUGCGGUGCUUAACGGUGAACGGGAACGCACACGCACGCUUUCGCUAUACAAGAGUCUCCCGCCUUUGCCUGCUGUUGAUCGGUCCUCUACCGGAGCGGGAGCAGGGGCGGCGGUGCACACGCCCGACCCUCUACAGGCGCUGGACUUCUCCCCCUCUCCCCCGAGAGCACCGUUCAUGCAGCCUCCGCGCCGCUCAAGUUAUAGCGGGAACGCGAAUCCCAGCUGGGGCCCAAACUCCCCUCAGCAGCGGGGUUAUGCCUACCCCGAGCACGCGACAUCCCGUCGUUCCCUGGCGGUGUUCGCCACUCAUUCUAACACUCCCCCGGUCGUGCCGGACAAUGCGAGCGAGAAGACGCGUAGCGCUACUGCUAAGAGCCCGAGGGCCAAGUUCAGCUUUGGCGCGUUCCUGAGGAGGAAGUCUUUUGCCCGGGAUCUGGAAACAGAGCAGGUGCAGGUGCAGAAGCAUAAAGAGCACCCAGAGCCGGAGCCCGAAAUGGUAAUGGCAGACUACUCCAAUCUAGAACCAAACGGUUAUCCGUCUUUCGACCCCCCCCGACUUCCCUUCACCCCUGCAGCCGCAGCUGCAGCUGGGAACUAUACAUCGGAUAUGUCCCGCUCUCAGUCGAGCCUCUCCUCACACCGCCCGCCGAGCAGCAUCAUAGGCUUUGGCUCUGGGUCGAUUAACAACCGCGCGAGCGUGCUCAGCGCUAAGAUACCCCAGUUGGACGAUUUUGUCGCCUACCGAUAUCCGAGUAUGGAGCAGCCUGUGGAGCUCUUUCGCCGAUGAAGGACGGAGGGCGAAGGACUGCGUAAUCGGAAUCGGAAUCGGAAUCGUGGUCGUGAUCGUACUCGCCGGCUCUGGCACCCGAAUAUAAUCAAAUCGAAACGAAUUAACCAAGUCGAACUCAUACCUCCUCGCACGUAUAACAUAUCUCCCUCAAGUGAACGAAGUUUCCCAUCCCACUCUGCUUGCCGGCCAGUUGUCGCGCACUGCUUUGGACGGACUAGUUAUUGGACUUUUUGCUUAGAAGCCGAUGUAUAUCGCCUUCCUCCACCUCAGUUCGGAAUUUUUCAAGUCUGCUUGUUCAGUGUUUAUCCCUAUAUUCCCAUUCCCGUUCUCUGCUUCCCGGUUCCCC